Molecule: messenger RNA, 2434 nt
Organism: Ichthyophthirius multifiliis
Lineage: Eukaryota; Ciliophora; Oligohymenophorea; Hymenostomatida
Exons: 3
Cellular component (GO): plasma membrane
Molecular function (GO): calcium-activated cation channel activity
Source: RefSeq, a predicted model, not a curated record
UAAAUAAAUAGCAGAUUGGAAAACUACUAAAAAUCACAGAAACAAAUACAUGGUAGUAAAUAAAUUAGAAAAUAAAUAAUAUAGUUUGAAUUGUAAUAUUUCUGAAUUUGAAUAAUAUGGAAUAGAAUUAAGGCUUUUCUUUGAAUUUUUAAAAUAUUCAAUAAUAGCGUUUUUUGUAAUGUCAAUUAUUUCAAUUCCUUCUUUAGUAAAAAUUUUUAAUUAAAGUGAUAAUGAUCCUUAUUUUGAAAUUAGUAUAUUUUCAAAAUUCUCUUUAUCAAAUCAGCCUUUUUUAAUAUUAGAAAAUAUACCCGAAUAAUCUACUGAAUAAGAGAAAUAGUAAAUAAUUUAAAUAAAUAAGUAAUAAGCAAAUAUUUAUGUAUAGGAAUCUGUAAAAAAAUAUAAAAAAAAUAUUUAUUUUUUAUUAAAAAAGCACAUUAGAUUACUUUGGGCAGCCAUACCAGAUAUUAUUAAUUGCUUUUUCUUUUUUUUCUUUAUUUACUUUUUAAGAUUUAAAAGAAAAUAAAUUUAUAGUAAAAGAAAGCAUGCCUAACCUUCUGAUUAUGCUAUUGAAAUCACUGGUUUUCCUAAAUUUAUAAACUAAGAAUAUAUUAUUCAUGAACAUUUUUAAAAAAACCUUAAUGUUGAUGUAUUUGAAUGCUAUUUAGUUAGAAAAUACUUUUCUUUUUUAACUUUAUAUAAAUAGAAAUAAUUAAUAUAUGAUAAGAUAAAAGCCAAAAAGUAAAAAUUAAAAUAAAAGAAUGAGAAAGAAAGCUAAAAAUUAAAUAAAUUAAUAGAAAAACAGCAAAAAAUAAAAACUGAAUUAUAAAAUAAAUAUUCUUUAAUUACUAAUAAAAAAUAAAUGUUUUAAUCAAAAAAAGCAUUUCUUAUAAUUGACAAACAUUCUUAGAAAUAAAUGUUAAAAAAUGAAUAUAAAAAGCAAUGGAAUUUCUAUUUUUGUAAUAAUUAUUCAGAUAAUUUCAAAUUAUUUGGAUAAUAUCCUCUUAAGAUAAAUUUUAAACCAGAUGAACCUUCAAAUAUACUCUGGGAAAAUAUAGAAGUUUCAAAAAGUAGAAAUUUUAUUAGUACAUUAACUUCAAUAUUAUUAAUGUUUUGCACUUUUGGAAUUAUUUUAAUUGCAAAUAUAGCUUAACCAUAAAAAAAAUAUAAUUGUAAAUAAAUUUUAAAUAUGACCAAAGAAUGUUAAUGUUAGAAUUAUAGUUACUCAAAUAUAAUGGAAAAUAAUCAAAUAAAAGAAAUGUGCUAUGAUAUUCUUGUAUAAUAUUACACUGUUUAAGCUUUAAAUAUCAUUAUGGGAAUUAUUAUUUGGGUAAUUAACCUUGUAAAUUAAAUAAUUAUUAUUAAAUUAGUUAAAUUCAAUAAAUAUAAAACAGUAACUAAAGAAACUACUUUAACUUUAAUAAAAAUAUUUCUUUCUUUCUUUAUUAAUACUUCUAUUAUACCUUUAUUAUCUUAAGCCAAUAUUUUUGGUAUUAUACCUAGUAUAUAUGUAUCAUAUUUUAUACCUCCUUUAAAAUAAGUAUAAGAAGAUAAAAAAGAUUAGUUCUCAAUAGAUUUUGAUAGAAAAUGGUAUGAUUUGGUUGGUUUUAAAAUAAUAUGUACAGUUUUAAUUUCCUUAAUAGUAUCAAUUAUCAAAAAUAUACUUUUAUUGCCUAUAUUUAAAUGUUUAAAUACUCUUAAAGUCUAUUUCGUAACGAUAAAAAGUAGUCAAAAAGAAGCAAAUGAGAAAAUAAUAGACCAAAAUUUUUAUAUAAUAUUAUAUUAUGCACAAUCUUUAAAUAUAAUAUUUACAUGUUUGUUUUACUCUUCAGGUAUGCCUAUUUUAUUAUUAAUAGGUGGUUUAAAUCUUUUAGUAUAAUAUUGGUUUUGUAAAUACACAAUUUUGAGAAUUUGUAAAUAUCCUCCUAUUUAUGAUAAAAGUUUAAGUAGAAGUGUAUUUAAUAUAGUUCCUUUUGCUCUUUUUUUCCAUUUAUGUAUUGGAAUUUACAUGUAUAGUUAGCCCUAAAUAUUUCCUUAAAAUAUAGAAGACUUGAAUCUAAAUAAAGAAUAUUAAUUGGAAGAUCAAGAAAAUAAUAUUAAAAAUAGAGCAUUUAAGUUGAUUUAUUUAUUUAUUAUUCUUUUUAUUAUACUUGGCUUAGAUUUAUUGAAUAGAAUUUUUUUUAGCCCAUGGAUUUUUUCUAAGUUGUUUUUUAGAGCAAAAAAUAAUGUUUUUAAUUAUAAACCCUAUUAGGAUUUUUAUUAAAAAAUAUCUGGACAUAUGCUAUAAACUUAUAAUAUUAAAUCUAAUUUAAAAUAUAAAAGUAUUGUUUAAACGAUUGAAAAUCAUAUUAAUGGAGAUAAUUUUGAAGAAAAUUAUGAUGAACAAAAAUAAGACAAUAUUAAUUUUGAAAAUAUAAAUAUAAAUUUAUAAAAUUGA